GGUCAUCUUGUCUCCGCACUGAAAUACAGUAUAAGUGUUUAUUAUCGUUAGUGACAAAUCACAAGUUAAUUUACAACGUAAAGUGCUUCAAGUAAAUUGUUACAACUGUGUGAACCGCUGUUUGAUAUAAUUUGGGUAAACAACGAUUGAAAUUGGCCGUAGUUUUGAAAUAACGAUAAGGAACCGUCAUUCAUACGUUAGCAGCAGCGUAUGAAUAUAGCCUUCCUGCCAGUUUAAUCAUCCUACAUGUCCAUGUGGUGUUAGCCGGCUGAUUGCAAGAACCAAUUAAUUAAAACCGUUAAGUUUACAAUAUUAGUCAGUAAUUCUACAAUAAAAUGCAUCAAGAAACACUCCGACUUAUACAAGUGCUAGAAAAAACUGUUUCUCCCGAUAAAAAUGAACUGGAGCAAGCAUCAACAUUUCUUGAGCAAGCUGCCGCCGCUAAUAUCUUAGAAUUUAUCAAGACUCUAUCCGAUAUCUUGCGACAUGGGGGCAACAGUCCCGUUGCUCGCAUGGCCGCCGGUCUCCAACUGAAAAACCAACUCACGUCCAAAGAUCCCAACAUCAAACAGUUAUGUCAACAGAGAUGGCUGUCGGCACCGGAGGAGAUACGCAACUACGUCAAGAAAAACGUCGUAGGGGCCCUGGGCACGGAGACCAACCGGCCUUCGUCAGCGGCCCAAUGCGUGGCUUACAUCGCUGUCACCGAAUUACCGCACCACCAAUGGCCCGACCUGAUCGUCACGCUAGUGAACAACGUAGUCCAACCAAACUCCACCGAAAUGCAGAAAGAAGCAACGCUGGAGACCAUCGGCUACAUCUGCCAGGAAAUCGACUCAGACGUGCUCGUUACCCAAUCCAACGACAUCCUCACGGCGAUCAUCCACGGAAUGCGCUCCACAGAGCCCAGCAAUCAUGUCAGAUUUGCGGCAACGCAGGCGUUGUUAAAUUCGCUCGAAUUCACUAAAGCUAACUUCGAAAAGGCAACUGAAAGGAAUUUCAUCAUGGAGGUGGUGUGCGAAGCCACUCAGUCGCCAGAUACGCAAAUUAAAGUUGCAGCGUUGCAAUGUUUGGUUAAAAUUAUGUCUUUGUAUUAUCAAUAUAUGGAGCCCUACAUGGGCCAAGCUCUCUUUCCCAUUACUUUAGAAGCGAUGAAAUCUGACAAUGAUGCCGUGGCGCUUCAAGGUAUUGAAUUUUGGUCGAAUGUUAGCGACGAAGAAGUGGAUUUGUCCAUCGAAGCCAAUGAGGCAGCGGAUGCAGGCCGGCCCCCAGCCAGAGUAUCACGCCACUACGCCAAAGGUGCGCUCCAAUUUAUCGUACCCAUCCUUCUGCAAAAACUAACGAAGCAAGAAGAGCUCGAUGACGAAGACGACUGGAACCCGAGCAAAGCUGCCGGCGUUUGUUUAAUGCUUUUGGCCACAUGCUGCGAAAACGAAGUUGUUCCACACGUUUUACCUUUUAUCAAAGAAAACAUAAAGUCUGAGAAUUGGCGAUUUAGAGAUGCGUCGCUUAUGGCUUUCGGCUCGAUUCUUGGCGGGUUAGAUAACACCACUCUUAAACCAUUGGUGGAGCAAGCCAUGCCAACCUUGAUAGAGCUGAUGUAUGAUAGUAGCGUUAUCGUGAGAGAUACUGCGGCUUGGACUUUCGGCCGAAUUUGCGAAAUUAUUCCCGAAGCGGCCAUUAACGAGAAUUAUCUUAAGCCCUUGCUGGAAAGUUUGAUUAAUGGACUUAAGGCUGAACCGCGAGUUGCGGCGAAUGUCUGUUGGGCGUUUUCUGGAUUGGCUGAAGCCGCCUACGAUGCAGCUGAAACUAACGAAGACACGGGAACUCCCGAUACGUACAUGUUGUCACAAUACUUUGAGUAUAUAAUUCAGCGGCUUUUGGAGACUACGGACCGUCCAGACGGCGCUCAAGCUAAUCUCAGACCGGCAGCCUACGAGGCUUUGAUGGAAAUGGUGAAGAAUUCACCGAAAGAUUGCUACGUCACCGUACAAAAGACAACAAUGGUGAUUCUUGAACGUUUGCAACAAGUUUUACAAAUGGAAACACACAUUACGAGCCACAAUGAUAGGUCACAGUUUAAUGAUCUCCAGUCGUUGUUGUGCGGAACACUUCAGUCGGUUUUGAGGAAAGUUACACCAGAGGACGCGCCGCAAAUAUCCGACGCCAUCAUGACUGCUAUGCUGACCAUGUUCAACUCGAAUUCGUGCAAAAGUGGAGGUGUACAAGAGGACGCACUGAUGGCAGUGUCAACCCUGGUGGAAGUCCUCGGUGAAGGUUUCAUCAAAUACAUGGACGCGUUCAAGCCGUUUCUUUACAUCGGCCUUAAAAACCACCAAGAGUACCAAGUUUGUGGUACCGCAGUCGGUCUAACCGGUGACAUUUUCCGCGCUCUCAAACUAAAAGCUCUUCCUUAUUGCGACGAAAUCAUGACUCUUCUGCUCGAAAAUCUCGGCGAUCAAUCGGUCCACCGUAGCGUCAAGCCACAGAUUCUUUCAGUGUUCGGCGAUAUCGUCCUAAGUAUCGGCCCCGAAUUCAAAAAAUACCUCGAUGUUGUUCUCACAACACUAGCGCAGGCGUCGCAGGCACAAGUCGAUAGAGAUGAUUUCGAUAUGGUCGAUUAUUUGAACGAAUUACGCGAAGGUGUACUUGAUGCUUACACGGGCAUUGUACAGGGUUUAAAAGGCGAUGGCCCGACACCUAAUCCCGACGUUUUGAUUCUCGAACCGCACAUUCCUUUCAUCGUUCAAUUUAUAACCGUGGUGGCACAAGACACGUUCAAUUCUGAUGCCACGGUUGCGGUGGCUGCCGGAUUGGUGGGGGAUCUCUGUACGGCUUUUGGAGCACCACUUUUACAACUCCUGGAUUUGGAGCCGAUCAACGAGAUGUUGGCGAAAGGCAGACGAAGUGGAACUAAUCGUACUAGAACUUUGGCCACUUGGGCUACGAAGGAGUUGCGCAAGUUGAAGGCUAAUUCGACGGCCGCUGUAGCUAGUUGAUUUUCUUUGGCAUGUUGUGGUUUAACAGAAGGAAAUCUAACGAAGGUGUGGUCAACGGCAUCGAUAUUGGAUUCGCAUUAUACAUAAAACCAAAAUUCUUGCAGACUUUAGUUUUCGUUUUGGCUGAGUCGGACCAGUUUUGCUCAUCUCUCGGUUGAGUAAAGCUGGUCAGCUAGUUUGACAUGGUAUUGUUCCCCAAUACUUUCGGUUUUCGGGGUGCAGAGUGAGUGCUGAUGCAUAUGGACUCUUGAUAAACUGUGAGUGCUAAUCGUAGCUGUGAACGCUUGUGAAUAGUGUCUGAAUCUUCGCCUGGUUUCGUGAAAGGCGGUUUAGCUCAAGACUGAAGAGUGAAGUGGUGUCUCCUCUAUCACUUGUUGCGUCUUUUACGUUCGUCUUCACUUUAGUGUUGUACUUGAUUACAAUAAAAGCAUUUGUCUAUUUCACAUAUCGAAUUAAUCAUAAGUAGUUAUUUUUAUAAUGGUCUUUGGUGAAGAAAUUACCUAUGCACUGCAGUCAGACAGAAGUAAUCUUAAAAUCCUGAUUUAUUAUUGCUUCUUUGUUUCGCUGAAGUUGUGUGUAAUUUCAUUGCGGAAAAAAGCAAAACACGCUCUGGUGCUUCUUUAGAUUUUGCGAAUUUAUAUUAACUUUUCUCUUAAAAAGCAAAAGACUGCGAUAAUCAAAAACUGUCCAGAGGAGCGUGUUUCGGUUUUUCCCUGGUUGAUUUUUUUGAAACAAUUUCCAAUUCACUGAAUUCAUACUCAGGAAAUUUGAGAAUAAUAAAUCUUGUGACUGGUAUUUUUUAUGAAAGAUUUUUGUGAGGCCUGAUUGUGCCUUGCGUGGGUGGUGUAUGAAAAUUUUCGAGUUUUUCGUAUAAGUCGACACGCUGAUUAAAUAUACGAAAGUGCUUGAAAGGGAGGGUGGGUAUCGCAACAAAGUAAAAAAGAAUCUGUGAUUUGAGAAGGUUUCUGUAGUUGCCAAAACACGAAAAAGAUACAUUCAAAUUCCAUUAGUUUUUUAAAUGCGUAUAACGAAACCUUCUCAAUGUUUUCGUAAUUAUAAUUCUAGAAUUAUAAUUAUAAAUUCCUUGUAUGUGUGAUAUUUUUCCGUGGGCAAUAUUGAAAUAAACCAAUUUUUGUGUUUAUUUUUAUCACUAGUCCAUUAAGCGACCUUCGUUGUUUUGGAAGGUACAUUAGCGAUGGGUUAUUUUAACUAUUGCCCACGUCUGGGUUCAAAGGCUGUAUGAAAUCACUUGUAUAGUAUGUAAGUAGUGUGGUUGUAUAUUUUGUAUGUACGAAGUAUGAAGAAUUUUAUUAUGAAGUAGUGUAAGAAUUUCUACUGGCCUAAAUUAUUUAUUGAAGCUUCUAACUGUUUUAUGCACACCGAGAUAUUUAAUUUUAAAAAGCUCAUUUUUAUGGUUUUGUGAACCAGCCAAAGUGUGAUUUUAAUCCAUGAUCUUUUUAAAAUUAUUUCGAAUUCUACGAAUGUUCAUGUGCAAAAAGGUUGCGUUACAAUUAAUUGGAAGGGUUUUGAGUGGAAAUGUUUAUGGUUGCAUAUUUUAUUGGUUGAAUGUUUUGUUUUGAUUGUGCCAUGUUGAUUGUUAAUCUGUAAUCACCCCAAACGCGCCGAUGUUUGACAAUAUGGUUUUCUGUGUGUUCUGAAGACUGAAUUUAUUAAUUAAAUAGCCUAGUAAAGCUCAAAUGCCGUAUGAAAGUUGACGCAAAAUGCGGCUUAUUCCAAACUUGGUAUUGUCGAACACCGGUUACUUUUCUUCUUUUCCCUUAAAAAUGUUACCAUGUCUAGGGUGCCUAUUGACCAAUUCAUCAAAAUUGUAUUAGAUUUUAAUUUUGUUAAGUUAAAUUCCCUGCACGCCUUUUCAGUUAGGAUAUUUCACUUUUUAAAUUCCCUCCCAAACGCUUGGGAUCACUCCCGCAGAAUUGGGAUUUUUGUAGUUGUACGGAUAAUAAAUGUUUCCUUUCUUUA
Messenger RNA from Tribolium castaneum (red flour beetle), 4979 nucleotides. It is a transcript of the gene Fs(2)Ket, whose product is annotated as Female sterile (2) Ketel. The coding region runs from base 336 to 2999 and encodes 887 amino acids. The record is from RefSeq and is a predicted model, not a curated record. NCBI's taxonomy places the organism in Eukaryota, Metazoa, Arthropoda, Insecta, Coleoptera, Tenebrionidae. Gene Ontology annotation, biological process: protein import into nucleus. Gene Ontology annotation, molecular function: nuclear import signal receptor activity; small GTPase binding. The transcript is spliced from 6 exons. Gene Ontology annotation, cellular component: cytoplasm; nucleus.